Molecule: messenger RNA, 1029 nt
Organism: Cokeromyces recurvatus
Lineage: Eukaryota; Fungi; Mucoromycota; Mucoromycetes; Mucorales; Mucoraceae
Exons: 4
Coding region: 24-752 (242 amino acids)
Biological process (GO): positive regulation of transcription by RNA polymerase II
Molecular function (GO): DNA-binding transcription factor activity, RNA polymerase II-specific; protein dimerization activity; RNA polymerase II cis-regulatory region sequence-specific DNA binding
Source: RefSeq, a predicted model, not a curated record
AUAAAAAAAAAUAAAUAAAUAAAAUGGGACGUAGAAAGAUACAAAUUCAACCUAUUAAAGAUGAUAGAAAUAGACAAGUAACAUUCCUGAAAAGAAAGCAUGGUUUAAUGAAGAAAGCUUAUGAACUUAGUGUAUUAUGUAAUUGUGAAGUAGCCUUAGUUAUCAUUCCCCAAAAUAAUAAUAAAAUGAUACAAUAUUCAAGUUCUGAUAUGAAUACUAUAUUAAAGAGAUUCAAGCAGAAUGAUAAACCAAAAGAAGUAAAGACAAACAAAGAUUUUGUAGAAAGUAAAGAUAAUGAAGUAGAAGAUGAAGAUGAAUAUAGCUUACGACAACAACAACAACAACAACAUUUAGUUACUAGCCAACAACAGCCUAUCUUAAUUCAACCUAAUAUGAUGUAUAACUCUUUAUUAUAUUCGCAACAAACACCUGCUUUAUAUCAUUCACCUCAACAUCAACAACAAGAAAUUACUCCAGAUCAAUCUCCUAGAUCAGAGCCUGGAACACCUGAUAAUAAAAGACCGAAACAAUUAAUAAUAAAUCCCGAAGAAUUUAAUUAUUCAAAUGCUUUGCCUUCUCAAUUUGUUCAAAACUUGCCUUCUCCUUCUACUUUUUAUCCUGAAUUUUAUCCCCAAUCAAAUUUCAUCAUGAGCCCGAUCCAUACUAACUCAGCAUUUACGAUACCGACUAUAAAACAAGAACCUUAUCAUCAUCAACAACAACAAAAUGAAACCAUGACAACAUCGAGGUAAUAAAAUAAAAUAAAAUUAAAAAAAAAAUGAUUUGUAAUAAAUGAAUUUUGAAAUCUUAUUUGUAGUAGUCAUUUACUAGGAGGAGGACCGAAGAGGUUUAUGCCGCAACAACAACCAAUGAUAAAUAAUGAACAAAAAUUAGUUAAACUAUUAUAAACACUUACACCUAUAAUAUAUACACACACCACACACUUGUAAAUAAUUUUUUUUUUCUCUUUCGAUUCAUGAUCACUGUAUUGUAUUUUUAUUUAUAAUAAAAAGAUUAUAUUAUUUAUUU